Messenger RNA from Paecilomyces variotii, 2811 nucleotides. RefSeq lists its product as hypothetical. Gene Ontology annotation, cellular component: cytoplasm. The record is from RefSeq and is a predicted model, not a curated record. The transcript has 8 exons. NCBI's taxonomy places the organism in Eukaryota, Fungi, Ascomycota, Eurotiomycetes, Eurotiales, Thermoascaceae. Gene Ontology annotation, molecular function: allantoinase activity. Gene Ontology annotation, biological process: purine nucleobase catabolic process. Bases 1 to 2811 code for a protein of 936 amino acids.
AUGGGCCUUCCCGAUCUCCCUGUGAAGUUGCCUCACAAGGCCCUUCGCAGCCGGCUAUUACUUCCAUACCUGCUAUUGAUAGCAGUGGCUUUUCUGUACUGGAGAGCAUUGGGAACGCAUAGAAUAAUCGACCUCAUUACCUCCGGCUCACAAUUAUCGCAGGUUGAUUGGAAUCUCCUGGACGCGGGUCUAACCAGAUGUGCAGUGUUGAGAGCACCUCCUCCACAGUAUACAUUUCCUGUGUCAGCGGAUCGCGAGAAUCCUCGCUGGAGCUCUCUCAGUGGACAAUCAAAGCCAGUGCUUCUUCGAAAUGCGACAUUGUUUGAUGGAGAUUCGUUUCAAGAAUCAGUUGACAUCCUCUUCGAAAGAGGUGUGGUCCGCAAAAUCACCAGUACUGCUUCUGCACAGCAUAUCGAAGGCGCAAUCGUGCAGGAGCUGAACGGGCUCAUUGUGACUCCCGGACUUGUCGAUAUGCACUCCCAUCAUCUCGUUGGGAGCUGGCCGAGCUUUCAAGCAACUGACGAUAUCAAUGAAAUACAUCCCUCCACCGGGCCCCUGACACCUUUUGUUCGGGCCUUGGACUCCAUAAAGGCCUACGAUCCCGCCACUACUGUCAUUGCAUCUGGAGGGGUGACGUCGUCACUGAUUCUUCCCGGAUCAGCGAAUAUCAUGGGCGGAGAAGCUGUGAUUGUCAAGAACUUUCUGAAAGCCGGUGACCAUGGAGAAGAGAAUGUGGAAGAGUUGCUUUUGGAGCAUGGCGUCCCCAAAGACAGAAGACGAAGAUAUAUGAAAAUGGCUUGUGGCGAGAAUCCUAGACGAGUAUAUGGCCAUACCCGCAUGGGAAAUGCAUGGAUUCUCCGAGAGCACCUGGCGCGCGCCAAGGAUCUGCGGGAUAGACAAGACACCUGGUGUCUCUCUGCCGCUGCGGCCAAAGAGAGUGGUGAUUUAGCUGCUAUAUCAUCUCUUGUGGGGCCCGGCCCUGAUGGACAUCGAGGCCUCCCAGAAGAAUUGGAAUUGGACUCUACUGUGGGAAUCUUGAGGGGCCAAGUUGGAGUUAACAUACAUUGUUAUGAGCCCGAGGAUAUGGAAGACAUGAUCUUGCAUAGCGAGGAGUUUGGAUUCCGGAUUCAGGCAUUCCAUCAUUCGCUAAGUUCAUGGAAAGUACCGGAGCUGAUCAAGGCUAGUGGACAAAAUAUAACCAUCGCGACAUUUGCAGACUUCGGAUUGUACAAAGUCGAGGGUUACGAAUCUAACUUACAAGCUGGCAAGAUACUUCACGAGCAUGGCAUACCCGUGGCAUACAAAUCAGACCAUGUUGGAGAAGGCACGAAUGCCAAAUACCUAUUAUCUCAAGCCGCCACUGCACACUCGUUCGGCCUCCCCGAGUUGGCUGCGCUACGCUCUGUGACGAGUGUACCAGCAAAAUCACUGGGCGUCGACCACCGCAUCGGUCAUGUCAGACCGGGCUAUGAUGCUGACCUUGUCAUUUGGGACUCGCAUCCGCUCUCAGUGGGAGCCACUCCGUUGCAAGUGUACAUUGACGGCAGACCAACUCUUUCUACGGAACGGCUUCAAUCAGUAAAUACUUAUACUGGGAAGCCAAAUAUGCGCCUCGACCCCCCAAAAGGAGUUGACCAGCUCUGCUCGCGAAUCAAGAACUCGCAAAACGUGCUGAUCACAGGAAUCAGCAAGUCAUAUUUAGACUUACCACACCCAAAAGCCCCAUCGGGCGAAGGUCUUGCCAUUGCUAUUAAUUCCGGAAAGAUAACUUGUCUAGGUAAGUACGAUGAAUGUAUCUCUACCACGACCCCGAGCAGCAACGUCAUUGCUCUUCAAGACGGACAUGUGCUUCCAGGUCUGACGGCUUUCUCCACUACCCUGGGUCUUGUUGAGAUACCAUCCGAGAAGAGCACCAGCGACGGACCUGUGAGUCCAAAGCUGGAUCCGCUGAACCCUGAGAACGUCGUUUAUGCCAAAUAUGGUGUCCAUCCUGAGGGCAGGGCUUUCGAUCGAGCACGCAUUGGCGGAGUGACAAGAGCAGUUACAGCACCGAUCCCCGACGGGUUUCUGAGUGGAGUGAGCGUGGGUAUCAAAACCGGUCAAAAUAGGAGUAUUCUGGAUGGCGGAAUCUUUCAAGAUGACGUAGCGCUGCAUUUCGUGGUCAGUCAAGAAUCGAAAGGAUCUGAAGACACACCCACCGUAUCGACUGCAAUCGCGCAACUUCGCAAGAUCCUAUUCGAAAACAAAGGGAAAGAUACCAUCUACGGAAAAGCCGCAAAUGGUGAAAUUCCCGUUGUUAUACACAGCCAGAACAAGCAUGACAUAUUACAGCUCGUGAAGCUGAAGAGAGACCAUGGAGCAGUCAAGAUAGUGAUUUACGGAGCAAGCGAGGCUCCAUCUGUCGCAAAAGAACUCGCUGCGGCCGACAUCCCGCUCAUAUUCACCGCCGCACACGGAGCGCCUGAUACAUGGGAGAAGAAGGACACAUUGACUGGACCUCCACUCACAGAGUCUCCAAUCAAAGUCCUCUCAGAAGCAAACGUGACUUUCGGUCUUGCUUUUCCUCCUGAAAGCGACUGGCACCUUCACAGUCUCGGAAUCGAAGCAUCAUGGGCCGCUAAAGAUGCUGGACUCUCCUCCCAAACUGCUGUGAAUCUGGUAUCGCGGAAUAUCGAACACAUUCUCGACAUCCCCGUCUCGAGAGACUUUGUCAUUUACGAGGGUAAUCCGCUUGAAUACGGAGCUAAUGUGGUGUUGUCGGUGGAUGGGGAUGAUGGGAGUAUUACUACUUGUUGGCCUGAGGCGCAGUGA